GCUUCUCCUUGCUGCUGUUCCCCCGUGGAAAUCGUGCGGGCCGCCCUGUGCAGUUCCCGCCUGUUGGUUUCCCAAGGGUGAAGCUGCAGAGCCGGUUGUAAGUGUUCCGUGGUUACUGCAGAUGCCCGGCCUGAGUUUCCUGCUGUCGCGCCCGAGAGAGGUGGAGGAGUUGCAAGCGGACAGGCUGUGUUCCUCGGCGCGCUGAGAUCAGCAGGGCAGGUCUGGAGCCAGUCUCGGUCUGAGCUCCAGGUUCCUGUCACCAUGGAGACCGAAAGUGAACAGAAUUCCAGUUCCACCAGUGGGAGCUCCAGUUCUGGAGGAAGCAGCCGCCCGCAGAUAUCGCAGAUGUCUCUGUAUGAGCGACAGGCCGUACAGGCCCUCCAGGCACUCCAGAGACAACCUAAUGCAGCUCAGUACUUCCAYCAGUUUAUGCUCCAGCAGCAGCUAAAUAGUGCCCAGCUCCACAGCUUGGCAGCUGUCCAGCAGGCUACAAUUGCAGCCAGUAGACAGGCCAGCUCCCCCAACACCAGUGCCCCACAACAGACCACCACUACCCAGGCCUCUAUCAACCUGGCCACCACGUCGGCUGCACAGCUGAUCAGUCGCUCGCAGAGCGUGAGCUCCCCCAGCGCCACGACCCUGACGCAGUCGGUGCUUCUUGGCAAUGCCACCUCGCCGCCUCUCAACCAGUCGCAGGCCCAGAUGUACCUCCGGCCGCAGCUGGGGAACCUGUUGCAGGUAAACCGGACCUUGGGCCGCAAUGUGCCUCUUGCCUCCCAACUCAUCCUGAUGCCUAAUGGGGCCGUGGCUGCUGUCCAGCAGGAAGUUCCACCCACCCAGUCUCCUGGGGUCCAUGCAGACACAGACCAGGUGCAGAACUUGGCUGUGAGGAGCCAGCAGACCUCAGCCACUAAUGCCCAGCUCCAAGGCUCUGCUCAGAAGGCAGCUGUGCCAGGAAACUCCCAGCCUUCCGGCCUACCACAGGCCACAAAUACAGGCCAGACGUUGGCGGUGGCUCAGGCUUCUUCUGGCAACACAGGCCAGUCCCUCAACUUGAGCCAGGGGGCCGCAGGCAGCAACGGUGUCUCCGGGGGUGUGGUGGCAAGUAGUGGGAGCCAGACCUCAGCAGGACUGAGCCAGGCGUCCUCAGCAGGCCCUCCUGGCAGUUGUCAAAGGAAAGGCACAGGGGUGGUUCAGCCACUGCCAGUAGCAGCUGCCCAGGCAGUGACUGUCAGUCAGGGAAGCCAAACAGAAGCAGAGAAUGCGGCUGCAAAAAAGUGUGAAGCAGACAGUGGUGGACAGCAAACAGUGGGCAUGAACCUGACCAGGACGGCUACACCAGCACCUAGCCAGACGUUGAUCAGCUCAGCCACAUAUACACAGAUCCAGCCCCACUCGCUGAUACAGCAGCAGCAGCAGAUCCACCUGCAGAAACAAGUAGUGAUCCAGCAGCAGAUUGCCAUUCAUCACCAGCAGCAGUUCCAGCACCGCCAGUCCCAGCUCCUCCACACAGCCACCCAUCUCCAGCUGGCUCAGCAGCAGCAGCAGCAGCAGCAAGCACCAUCUCUGACUCCACAGCAGCAGCAGGCUCAGCCCCCGCAGCAGCAAGCGUCAUCUCAAAACCAGCAGCAAGCUCAGACCCUUGUGGUGCAGCCUAUGUUGCAGUCCCAGGCGCAGCCUGUUCAGCUUCAGCAGGAYGGCACUUGCCAGCCAGGCACCAAGUCACCUAUUCCCAUUCAGUCAAAAGCUCUGGUCACCUCCAUCAAGCCCCCUCAGCUUGGGCCUGCCAAAAUGUCAGCAGCGCUGCAGCCUCCGCCGCAUAUCCCGGUGCAGGUGGUGGGUACGCGGCAGCAGGGCUCAGGACAAGCCCAGGCACUGGGUUUGACUCAGAUUGCUGCRGCAGUGCCCACCUCCCGGGGUGUGCCAGCUGUGGUCCAGCCUGUUUCCCAGGCUCAUGUUUCUUCCCCAUCUUCUGCUCCAGCGUCUUUGCAGGAAGCCCCUUCUCUUGCCACAGGGGUAAAUUUGGCACAAGUUCAAGGCACAGCCCACAUGGUGAAGAGCGCAGCCUCCUCUCCAGUUGUGGCUCAGAUGCCAGCAGCAUUCUACAUGCAGUCUGUCCAGCUACCAGGCAAGUCUCAGGCCUUAGCUGUGAAGCGCAAGGCAGAGUCAGAGGAGGAGAAGGAAGAAUCACCCAGUGUGAAUGCGGUUCUGCCUGCUCGGUCCUCUCCUGUGACAGACAGCCCCAAACACAUGGAUGAGAAGAGUGGCCUUGGAGAUAAACAUGAUUCUGCUGCCAGUGCAACCCCAAAUGCCACUUCAAGUGAAGCAAGAUCAGUGACACCCACUUCAGCUCCCACCCCCAACCUGGCAAUGGUUUCACGCCAGACGGGAGACUCCAAACCCCCACAGGCCAUUGUGAAGCCGCAGAUCCUCACACACAUCAUCGAGGGCUUUGUCAUCCAGGAAGGAGCAGAGCCUUUUCCAGUUGGUUGUUCUCAGCUACUGAAGGAAUCUGAGAAACCACUGCAGGGAGGAGCUCCCUCUGGACAGAGUGAAAACCUGUCCAGCAAUUCCCCAGGAGGGGACAGUGCUUCUAUGGAACUUGAUAAGAAGGCGAGCUUGCUCAAGUGUGAGUACUGUGGAAAGUAUGCCCCGGCCAGCCAGUUCCGUGGCUCCAAGAGGUUUUGCUCCAUGACCUGCGCUAAAAGGUACAACGUCAGCUGCAGCCAUCAGUUCCGGCUGAGGAAGAAGAUGAAGGAGUUGCAGGAAGUGAACUACGCUCGCGUGCGGCGCCGGGGGCCGCGGCGCAGCAGCUCCGAAAUUGCUCGAGCAAAGAUCCAGGGCAAGCGCCACAGGGGCCAAGAAGAUUCCAGUCGAGGCUCUGAUAACUCCAGUUAUGAUGAAGCUUUGUCCCCUACAUCUCCAGGGCCCUUGUCAGUGAGGGCCAGUCAUGGAGAGAGGGACCUGUCAAACUCCAGUAUGGCCCCACCUACCCCAGAUCUACACGGCAUCAACCCAGUCUUCCUAUCCAGCAAUCCGAGUCGCUGGACUGUAGAGGAGGUGUCUGAGUUCAUUGCAUCCCUGCAAGGCUGCCAGGAGAUCGCUGAGGAGUUUCGGUCACAGGAAAUUGACGGCCAAGCGCUUCUGCUCCUCAAGGAGGAACACCUCAUGAGUGCCAUGAACAUCAAGCUGGGACCAGCUCUCAAGAUUUGUGCCAAGAUCAAUAUCCUCAAGGAGACCUAACAGCUCUGAAGCCUUUUUGCUCUGACCACAGUGCAGCUCCUYGCUUUGGAGUGUCCUGCUCGGGUAGUGAAAGAGGGGACCACUCCACACGAUCUUGCAAACAAAAAACGAGAAGGAAACUGAGUUGAACUGCUAUGCACAAGCCUGUGUCUUGGCCCCUUUAUGGUGCUACAAGGGGGAGGAAAACUCUCACCUAGGCCUUGAAACUUUUUKCCUUCUUGAUGGUUUUGAAUAUACUUCUGCCAUACACCAUGUGAAAAAAGGGAAGGGAACCUCUUUCUGCCCAGACUUCUGACAGGGACCUCGCCUGUCCCUUUUGCUGCAGCAGGGCAGUUAGAUCCUAUGUAGCUGUUUCUGAAUCUUGCUGUGUCAGAAUUUGAGGCAUAAGGAAACCUGCCCAGCACUAACAUUGUGAGCAGCUGUUCUUGGGAUACUUAGAAAGAGGAAAAAGUCAAUUCCCUGCGACAAAAGUCAGCAAGUGAGAAUUACAGCCAAAGGGGCUGCUCCUCUUUCCAUGUUCUAAAAGGACCUAGGCUGUUCAUGAACUGGGUUUAGUAAACUUUCCAGCAAGCAGAGCCAACCUCAAGACCCAGGGCAGUAAGAGCAGCCUUAGCCUUGGCUUUGCUGCAUGACAGGAGAUGGUGGCACAGCAGGGGAUGGUCAUGCAACGUGUUGUGGUAGCUGCACAGGCUGAGUGCUACCCCUUAAGCCAGUCAGAGGAUUCAUACUGAGUUCAAGUGCUGGAGAAGAAAAAGGGCAGUGGGGGAAGGUGCUUUAUUUUAGGGGAUUCUGCAGCACUAGGUUCAUUCUGCCAUAAUAAUUUACAGAUCCAAAGCAGUCUUCAGAAGUGCUAACGCUCUUCAUAAAAUGGCUUAGGGGUUGUUAGUUUUUUUUUGUUUUGUUUAAAUGUAUGGACUCUUACCUUUUUUCGUGUGUGUCUGUCUUCAUUACCCCCAGGAGAGGACACAGGACAAGGAUUAAGCUAAGCUGGCAGGAGUGUAGCUCCUGUCUCAGGUUGUAUGGGAGUUUUUGUUUUGGUCAUAGUUAAACA
Nothoprocta perdicaria is the source of this 4294-nucleotide messenger RNA. RefSeq names its product polyhomeotic homolog 1 (gene PHC1). The transcript is spliced from 16 exons. The record is from RefSeq and is a predicted model, not a curated record. Bases 262 to 3243 code for a protein of 993 amino acids. Gene Ontology annotation, cellular component: nucleus; PRC1 complex. Gene Ontology annotation, molecular function: zinc ion binding; protein binding. NCBI's taxonomy places the organism in Eukaryota, Metazoa, Chordata, Aves, Tinamiformes, Tinamidae.